Messenger RNA from Vanessa tameamea, 1320 nucleotides. RefSeq lists its product as uncharacterized. Lineage: Eukaryota; Metazoa; Arthropoda; Insecta; Lepidoptera; Nymphalidae. The record is from RefSeq and is a predicted model, not a curated record. Bases 58 to 1191 code for a protein of 377 amino acids. Gene Ontology annotation, cellular component: membrane. The transcript has 6 exons.
AACAAUCUUUUCAGGAAGUUUCAAGCUCGUGCAAGAUAUGGCACCAUUUCUGGCGAAAUGAAUUACGUGACGUUGAAAACGUUUAAAAUGAAAUUCACACUUUACAUACUGCUAGUUAUAUUCGCAUCAUGCUCUUGCCAGAUGAAUGACUCUGAUACUUAUUUGAGUACAUUUGUAGCUGACUUGUGGAUAGACGGAAUGGAUGUCGUGAGAAUUAUUUCGAGAGAUUGCACAAAAAAGUACAAAGGUGUGAAAGAAAUUAUUAAUAAUAAGGAAUAUUAUCCGAAGUUUGUAAGGUGUGUUAAGAGAAAGACGUUAGACGCUCUAGACCGCAGCUUGAGCCUCGACGUUGUUCCCAUCGUAGAUGGAGUGAAUUUAGUGCGUUUUGAGCUUAUCGAUCAUUCAGGAAACAUCUUACGAGAGAAUGAGACAAGUUCGUGGACUGAAAGAGAGUUGGAAGAAGACGAAUGGAAAAAUCUUGCCCUAAGACGAUUAGCGAGAGUAUUUCGCACUCAUGUUAUAAAGUUCGACUUUGAAGAUGACAACAUUAAUGAUAAAGUUGAAUACAGAGGUCGACGUCGUCAUCACAUGAUGAUCAUGAUGAUGUUUGGAAUCGUAUCCAUUGGAAUGGUCCUUAUACCUAUGGGCUUUCAAUUUCUUGCCGUGUUGGGAGGGAAGGCACUCCUCUUGGCCAAGAUGGCUCUCAUACUUGCAUCGAUACAAGGACUUAAAAAGGUAGACACUUAUGAUGGGUAUCAUGAAAGAGGGAAGAUUGCUGCAAGUCCGCUAAGCUACGGCUUCUACCAUUCCUACCCUCCUUUUGAUCAUCAUUACGAUAAAAGAAGCCGUGACGAACACACGCCAUCAACAGCAUAUCUUGAGUCACAAUUUGUAAAGAAAAAACUCAAUCAAGCUGAUGAUACAGCUGAUUUAACAAUACCAGAAUCAGAUAAAACAUUUACAAAUAUUGGGAAAGAAAUGACAAAAAAUGAAGCAAUUAUUAAAGAAGAUUUAAGACAGUAUCCAAUUUACACAGGGCUCACGUCACCCGAUAAAUUAACUUCUAUAGAUUCACAACCAACAUUAGUUGAUCUUACAACUAGACCGGGAGAAGUUCAAGUGGACUACUCGUUAGAUUUGCCCUUCAAUGGAUUUCGUUUUCAAAGUCCCACUCCUGUCGUUUCAGCUUGACGUAUUUGCAAGACUCUUCAGAGAUCUAUUCGAUGUAAUAACUAGAAUGUUUUCAUAUUUUGCACAAGUUCUGUAUCCAAACAGACAUGUUUUAUAUAAUAGUUAUUGACAAUGUUUAAUAAAUAUAUU